CUCAUUCCGGGACUAGAGGAAGUCAGACCCCGGGUCCCCGGCCUGGGCCUCCCUGUCCUCCUGCUCAGGAGAAGAGGGAAGCCACGGGUCUGUUUUGGGGGCUCAGCCUCCCAAUCUCACCAGGCAAAGGAAGCCAAGGUCAGGGCAUCUGUGAUUGCUCCCUGGUCCUGGAGAGGAAGCUAGCCGAUGGGGGGAUGGGGUAAUAGAGACAGGAGGAAGGGGCUGGCCUGCUAUGGGGGGGGGUGGAUUUUCCACUCAUGGAAGAGGGGAGGAAAGGGCAGAGGGUGGGGGCUUCCUUGGGAAGCUUGGGGAUGAGUCACCAAGGGAUGGGGGAGUGGAGGGUGGAUGGGCUAUGGAGAUAAGUCACACAGCAGUACAGCAACAAUGGAAAACAGCCCAUGCAGCAGCAAGAAGUAUCAGGGUUAGACACCAGGAAGACAUGUCUAGAGUUCCUGGAGUACUGUGGGCAAGCUUGUGAAGGGUCAGGUAGGAAGUCCUGUGACCCAUGUUUGUGCCUGAUGUGGGUAAGAGAAGAUGAAAUGGACCCAAUGAGAAGUAUGAGGGACUCAGAUGAGCGACAGGGAGACCCUGGAUGUGGGAUGACACCAUUCUAGAUGGAUGUGUGGGGUCUGAGGCAUCACUGGUGGACAGAGUGCUGAGCGGGGCUUGUUGUAUUAACAAGGCGUUGGAUGGGUUGAUGUUCUGUUCUUGGGGCGCCCAGCUGUGAGUGGGACUUGAUCCUGAGGCAAAGAUGGCCUCCUACAGCCGCUCCCCCUCCCAGUUUGUCAUCCUCCCGGCAGAAGAGGAACCCUCACACUGACCACAUUGGUUCCUUAACAUUCCCUCAAGAGAUCCCUUGCUAUUGGACAAAUGUCAGCCAGAGCAGGAGCUCGGCUUUGAUAAACGUCACAGUAGUCAGGUAGCCCUGGGAGAGGCAGAGGGGGAAGAGCAGGUUGUUGGUGAGUGUUGGGAGCUGAAGACAAGGGAGUCCCGCACGCAUGCCAGGGAGGGCUUGAGGCCGAGAAGACAGGACAUGGCAUGAGGGUGAUACAGCCUCUGGAUUCAAACAGUGGGCAUUGGACGUGAGGGUAUGUUUUUACGGAGCGAAUGAAGACUGAGCCCACAGACCCUUGUAAGGUGUAAUUAUGGAACCCCCUAAUGGAAGACACAGAGCUUCUGGAUCCCUUUGGGGAGAAACAGGCUUGGAGCAGGCUCUGUGAUGGAGAAAGACAGGCAAGGGGAGCAUGCGGAGGGAGGCUGUGAGGCGGGCAUGGUGCAUGGUGUGGCGGGAGUCACCAAAGGAGAGCCGCUGAUGUGGUCCAGGGCCUACAAUGGAGUGGUCUGUUUUUCACUCGGUGGGUGGAACGCCAGUGCAGUGUCUGCGGAGGAAGAGUGAAGAACUGGGCGGAUCAGGACUUACCACCCCAGCCCAUGAUCAGCUUAGGCAUUAGCGAUUAGGCUUUGCUGACCAUCUGCUUUAUCUGAAGAUUUUCAGCUGAUGAGGCACUAGGAGUUUCAAACACCAUCGUGUCUGGUCCUGGACUGGUGAUUUGGAGAGAGUGCUAACAGGGCAGGAUGGCCCAGGAUCUCAGUGAGAAAGAGCUGCUGAGGAUGGAGGUGGAGCAGCUGAAGAAGGAAGUGAAGAACCCUCGCGAUCCGAUUUCCAAGACAGGAAAGGAAAUCAAGGAUUACGUUCAGGCCCAAGCAGGGGCUGACCCUCUUCUCCAAGGCGUCCCAGAAGACAAGAAUCCCUUCAAGGAGAGAGGCACUUGUGUGAUAAGCUGAUGGCCCAGAACACCCGCCCCCCUUUCUUCCUGUCCCUCCUCAGCCAGGCCCUAGUGUGCUGGGAUACCCAGGCGACCAACGUUUACCUCCUCUUAGACUUAAAAUGAGU
Molecule: messenger RNA, 1894 nt
Organism: Arvicola amphibius (Eurasian water vole)
Lineage: Eukaryota; Metazoa; Chordata; Mammalia; Rodentia; Cricetidae
Gene: Gngt2
Product: G protein subunit gamma transducin 2
Exons: 3
Coding region: 1576-1785 (69 amino acids)
Biological process (GO): G protein-coupled receptor signaling pathway
Cellular component (GO): heterotrimeric G-protein complex
Molecular function (GO): G-protein beta-subunit binding
Source: RefSeq, a predicted model, not a curated record